ACUGGAACAUCUCACCAACUAUUAGAAAAAAUAGUUUACUAUUGUUCGAACAAUAAUGAUCCAUUACUUCAGUUUUAAUGAAAUUCGAAUCUGGAUUUCCCUAUUAAUUAUUGAAAUUAAUCUAUCAUCAAUAUUACCAGUGUCAUCAGAAUUUGUUUCAAUUCAAAAACGAGAUCCAAAUGAAUUGGAUAAAGAUUCCUACGCGUAUUUCAAUAGUCUUUACGCAUUCCGAACCAACGAAGAAGGUUUAAAUAGGGAUUUCAAUUGUUCUGGUCGUUGUGAUUUGCUCGAUGAUGAGUUUAUUUAUAAUUAUGACAGUAGAUGUGAUGGAAUUGUUCAUGAGUGCUGGCUUAUGCAACAUACUCAAGAACGAUUAGAUGCAGUAGAAAAUUACAAACAGGUACGUAGUAAGAAUGCUGGUGUAUUAAACGAUCCGAUAGGGGGAGAUUCUUUUUUUGUUAAUGCAGCUCGUAGAAAUUUGGAGGAAGCAAGAUGGUUAGUGGAUCAUACUGGAAACGAUUGUGGAUGUUUAUGUGAACGUAAAUCUAAUUCAUAUCAUAAUUUUCAUGGUCCAUUACUCGACUCAAUUUGUUUUGAUCAUGUCGAAGUGGAUAACGGAUAUGUGGCAACAGGGGUCAGAUUUAAAAGAUAUGAGAACAGAAUACAUCUUGAACUUCAACAAGGAAUACUAGCAAACGGACAAAUUGAUCCAGGUACCGUAACAUGGAAAAAAUCGAGUAAAUGUAAUAAUGCGAAACCAGUAGUCUAUGGCUUCAAAAAUAGUUCUUACGAAGGCUUAAAAUUUGUAUUGGAAGAUAUGAUUCUUCCACAGAAACAAGUCGUUACUGGCGUAGAAGUUGGGAAUAAAUUACUAGGACAAUACAUAACUGAUGAUGGUAAUUUGGAUAAUAUGAAAAUAAUUGUUCCAACUCAAUGUUAUGAAAGAACUCGCGAUUUGGUGCAUGGUUACUCCCGACUUCUGCCCCCUAUAAAUUUUCUCGGAAAACAUUUUACAUCUAGUUCAUCAUGCAAAGAUCAUUUGUUAUUUGGUGGAACAUCAUAUGAUUCUGAUUUCAUUCAACAUAUUGUUCCGUAUAUUGAUUUACAAGAAAUAGUUACUGAUCCACCUGAACCGAUUCACGGAAUCGGUUGGUACUACAGAGGUUAUCCUGAAUCCGGAGGAUUUUUGGCUUUGAGAAUUUGGAAAUGAGAAUAAUUAAUCAUUGCUCAACUUACAUUGAACAAUAAAUUUUGAUGUUAAAUAAUGAUGAAUACCUGUUAUAGUUUCUAAGUCAAUAAAAUAUU
This is a messenger RNA of Microplitis mediator, 1305 nucleotides long. RefSeq lists its product as uncharacterized. The record is from RefSeq and is a predicted model, not a curated record. NCBI's taxonomy places the organism in Eukaryota, Metazoa, Arthropoda, Insecta, Hymenoptera, Braconidae. The coding region runs from base 56 to 1210 and encodes 384 amino acids. The transcript has 6 exons.